This is a messenger RNA of Cladocopium goreaui, 1069 nucleotides long. Lineage: Eukaryota; Dinophyceae; Suessiales; Symbiodiniaceae. The record is from the annotation of a GenBank genome assembly.
AGUCUCGGCUCAAGCCCACCGCAACGCGCGUUUAGUGGCGCAACGGCGUCACCAACGGCGUCACGGCGAUGAGCGUGGCAAAGGCGUCGAAGCUGGUGGCCAUCGUUUGGGCUUCCAAGGGCGGCUUGGGAGAUGUGGGCAAGUUCGCUGCGAUGCAUGCAGCUGCCAAAGGCUCUGAGCAGCUGAAAUUUCGUGCUGUGGCGGUGUCUGAGGACGGCCAGGACACCGGCAUCGAUGCCACGGAAGUGAAGCCGGCGGAACGCUUGGAGAAGCUGCAGGAGAUCUUGAAAGAUGUGGAGAUUCUGAAGCUGAACAUCAACAGUGACGAUGCUGAGGCGCAGUUGGCCCAGACCUUCCAGGGCUGCGACAGCGUCAUCGCCUGCCCAGGCAGCCGUCAGAGUGGCAUCGCGCGCACCUGUGGCAUCGGAGCCCGGAAGGUGGUGGCAGCCAUGAAGACUGCGGAAGUGAAACGCUUGGUGGUGCUAUCUUCCAUGGGCAUUGGCGACGACUACUUGCCUGGCAGCUGCAUCAAGUACUUUUGGGGGUUUCUCCUCCGGGUGGUUUGGCCCAGCACCCGCCGUGACCUUCAAGAAAUGGAGGCCGUGGUGCGCAAUACCGACCUGGACUUUCUGCUGGUGAGACCCAUGGGCGUCGACCCCGCGGAGCCUCAACGCGGGUCCUAUGCGCUGCUCACGGGCAGAGGCCAAGGAGGCUUGGAGCUACUUGUGGCCAAGGAGGAUGUGGCGUUGUUUCUUCUGGAGGAGGCUUUGGAGCCCAAACAUUCCAAGACAGCAGUGACCAUCGGAAGGGACACCAAGGCUUUGGUGGUUUGACAGCCAAGUUUCACCAGCGCAUUGAUGUCCACUGAGCGCGGAUUUGCCAACAUUUUGUUGGCGACUUCCACUGGAAUUCAGGAAGCGGCUUGCUUUGCGCCGGGAGAAGAUGAUCAUCCCUAAUGGGAUGAUUGACCCAACUGGCCCAGCGGCCCAGCUUGUUCGGAUGAGUUGGUUUUACCGUCCCUGUGUUCGGCAGAUAUCCAGUGCUGAUUUUGCGAAGGUUUAAAGCCCCA